ACUUUCUCCGCUUCAUUCAAAUCCUAUUUUUUCUCUCGUUCUGCUUCAUGUUAUUGCUUCCGUAUCUCUCUCUCUCUCUCUACAGAGAUGAGUGUGAACUGAUGCAGCCGCUUUUUGGGACCGUGAACCACCGGUCACGGACAUAGUUGAAUCGGUGUUCUUGUUUCUCUUCACUGUGAGGGAGUUCAGAGAGUAGAAUUUUGUGGAAAUAAGUUCUUUUCUUUUUCCUCUGGAAUGAUCCAAUUGCGGAGACAGAAUCAGAGUUCUCUGUAUCCAAACAUCAAUUGUAGUUAAUUGUUGUUUUGGGUAACUUACGAUUCAUUCAUCCAGAAUAGGUUGGUGUAGCUUGUUUGGUUGGGUUCACCAUUUCCCUUGGCAGUCGAGCUUUUUAAUCGAGAACUGGAAGGGUGUAGUCAACUUGAGGUUGAUUUAGCGUUGAAGGAAACAGAAUGGUGGAAGUUGAGAAUUCUUCACAAAUGACAAUUUCUAUUGCUUCUGGAGAAGCCACCAGUGUAUCUUCUUUUGGCAAUCAAGAGGCGCUACCCUCAGUGCCGCCACCAAAGAAGAAGCGAAACCUUCCUGGAACGCCAGAUCCAGAUGCUGAAGUGGUUGCGUUAUCGCCAAAGACCCUAUUAACUGCAAACCGUUUUGUGUGCGAGAUCUGUAACAAAGGCUUCCAACGCGAUCAAAACCUCCAGCUUCACCGCCGCGGCCAUAACUUACCAUGGAAACUAAAGCAGCGAACCACUAAGGAGCCACGCAAGCGGGUCUACGUGUGCCCAGAACCAACUUGUGUUCACCAUAAUCCAGCUAGAGCUCUGGGAGACCUCACUGGCAUCAAGAAGCACUUUUGCAGAAAGCACGGUGAGAAGAAGUGGAAAUGCGAGAGGUGCUCGAAGAAAUAUGCAGUUCAGUCCGAUUGGAAGGCCCACAUGAAGACUUGUGGCACUCGAGAGUAUAAAUGCGAUUGUGGCACUUUGUUCUCCAGGAGGGAUAGCUUCAUAACGCAUAGAGCGUUCUGUGAUGCAUUGGCGGAGGAGAGUGCAAGGGCACGAACCCUAACGAUUUUGGGUAAGGAGGGGAAUACGAAUGUGAAGAGCGCGGUUGCUUCACCAUCUCCUCCACCUCUUACUCCAUCAACCACUGUGGUUUCUCCGGGUCUGUCAUCAGUUCAAAGCUCAGAAUUAACAGAAAAUCCAGUUGGACUUUCAGCGGCAACGCCAGCAACUACAUGCUUGACUGCCACAGUUACGAGUACCAGCUCCACCAGCUCUAUCAGCAAUGUAUUUGCCAGUGUAUUCGCAUCCUCAUCAAUAGCAGCGGCAAUCUCACAAGCAGCAUCCCAUGCAUCAUCAGCCUUGUUUCCCAGCCUUUUUUGCGCCUUAACUCACUCAGAUUGCCCAACUACAAUACCAACACCUAGAGCCAUAGAACCUCCAUCUCUUUCACUUUCCUCUUCUCUUUAUCUCUCCAGCAAUGCCUCCUCCCUCUUCCCAGACCAAGACCAUCGACACUAUACUCCUCCCCAACUUCCCAUGUCUGCUACCGCGUUGCUUCAAAAAGCAGCACAAAUGGGUGCAACAUCGUCGAACUCAUCAUUUCUCCAUGGCUUGGGAUUGCCAGUAUCUUCUUCUUCAGGUCAAGAUAUCAACGGCAAUCAACGGGAUGUGAAGCCAGAUACAAAUAUUGUGGCAUCUGGGCUCGGCCUCGGACUUCCCUCCGGGGAUGUUAUGAUGGGUGCAUCUCCAUUGUUUGGGAACAAGCCCACCACGCUUGAUCUUCUUGGGCUGGGCAUAGGUGCUGGCUCUGCUUUUCUAAAUUCCUACGGUGGCAGUUUCAAUGUUGGAGCAGCUGCUUCUGCUCCAUAUGGAGGAGGAGGGAGUCCUGAAGAAACAUGGGAUGCUGCAGCGGAGAAAAAGUCAAAUGGUUCAGCCUCGCAUUAGAGAGCUUCACUUUGCCCAAGUAUAUUUGUCACGGGUGAAAAAGUUGAGCUCUCACAUCUCUCUUGCUUUUCGAUCUUUAUACCCUUUUGUUUCUCAGUAGGAAAAGGCCAGAGAAGGUCCAUAAGAGUUGUUUCAAGACGUACCAAGAGUUAUAAUCAAAUAUAUAGAUAUAUGUAUACUCUUUGGGCA
Molecule: messenger RNA, 2132 nt
Organism: Hevea brasiliensis (rubber tree)
Lineage: Eukaryota; Viridiplantae; Streptophyta; Magnoliopsida; Malpighiales; Euphorbiaceae
Product: zinc finger protein GAI-ASSOCIATED FACTOR 1
Exons: 4
Coding region: 450-1943 (497 amino acids)
Cellular component (GO): nucleus
Molecular function (GO): DNA-binding transcription factor activity
Source: RefSeq, a predicted model, not a curated record